Molecule: messenger RNA, 1037 nt
Organism: Tinamus guttatus (white-throated tinamou)
Lineage: Eukaryota; Metazoa; Chordata; Aves; Tinamiformes; Tinamidae
Gene: LYVE1
Product: lymphatic vessel endothelial hyaluronan receptor 1
Biological process (GO): cell adhesion
Cellular component (GO): plasma membrane
Molecular function (GO): hyaluronic acid binding; transmembrane signaling receptor activity
Source: RefSeq, a predicted model, not a curated record
AUGGCAACCAAUUUUGGAGAUACCUCAGCAGUGUUUUCAGUGUGCGUUAUAAUAUUCAUGGUUCAAAAUAACUUCAUAACAGGUUCCAUGCUUUCACCUUGCAGGAUUGCAGGCAUAGGAAUUUAUCUUGAGGAUAAAGUGAAUUUCUCUGAUGCAAUUAAUGCAUGUGGUCAACUGAAUCUACAAUUGGCAAGUAAAGACCAGGUUGAAAAGGCUUUGAAAUACGGCUUUGAAACAUGCAGCUAUGGAUGGGUGAAAGAUGGUUUUGUUGUCAUUCCUCGAAUAACAUCCAACAAGAAAUGUGGUAAGGGCAAUGUUGGACUAGUACCAUGGAAUGCUGAACACUUCAAAACAUUCAAGGUUUACUGCUUCAAUUCCUCAGAUGUUCAUAUUAAUUCAUGUAAACCAAAUCCAACUACAUCCAUACCAUUUUCUUCAAGUGAAUCAACGGACUUACCUACAUAUUCUAGCUCAGACGUGAAUGAGAACAUCACAGCAGUGCCUAAUGCAACUGUGUCAGAACAACCACUGAAAAAUGUGAAAUUUCGUGUAAUAUGUAUAACUGAAACUAUACUGACAACAGAGGGAACUACUGCAAAAAUUCCAGAGGAAUACUCCCAGCUUCAAUUUCCUAACUACACUUCACAUGCUGCCUUUAAGAAUGAUGGUGUUGUCUUUGGAGGUAUCCCCACGGCACUCCUUGUACUGGCAGUGAUCUUCUUCAUUACUUCAGUUGUUCUAGCUGUCUGCUAUAUCAAAAAGUAUAAGAAAACCUUUCCAUUUUCAAACAAGAAUCAGCAAAAAGAAAUGGUUGAAACUACUGCUCUCAAAGAGGCUAAGACAAAUGACAAAACACUUGAGAAGGAAACAAAGAAUAACGGGAAAAAGGUAGAAGAAUCUAAAACCAAGCUGGAAGCUACAGUUAAAUGUGUAGAAGCAGAAGUUUAAGAGGAGGAAUAUACAUUUCUUAUUAGACAUUUAAAAUGAAGCAUGCUGAAAUUAGCAAUGCUUUUAAAAAUGGGUGACUGUAAAUACAG